CUUCAACUAGUUAGAGUCGAUCUUUCAACUUGUUAGACUCAUUUACACAUUCUAUUAUCACUAUUUUUCAUUCAUAAAGUGUUUUCCCAUUCGUUUUAUCAUAAAAAGGUAAAAUUUGCGUGUAUUGUUUUCAAAUAACAUGUAAUAGUUAGUCGCCCCACCCCGUAACCGCAUGGGUUUUACCCUCCCCGACCCGCAGUAGCAUGGUGCGGGAGAUGGGUAUUGAGGUACCCGCCCCGCCUCAUUGCCAUCACUACCAGCCAUAACUUUGAAAGAUUUCAGCAUAAUAUCAGGCUGGUUUUUAACACACACAAAAAAAUCAAAAUAAUCAAAAUAAUGAGGAUUAAAAGAACAUGGAAUGACUAAGAUAAGAGCAUACAAUAACUAUAAAUGACAAUGGGAAGGUACGUGGCGAGUUUCUUGGUACCCAGACCCGCCCGUGGCAGGUCGGGUCCAGGUGGGAUAAUUUAUCACGAGUCGCAGGUUGGGGCAAGUCGACCCAAUGAGUAUGCAAUUUAUAUGAAAAACAUUAGAAAUAUUCGUUAUUUUUAUUAUAAGAUUAAGAAAACAAACAAUAUUAGGAUAAAUGUAGUUAAAUUAUUAGAGAAAUUGAGGUUUUCACUAAUUUACAACUUUAUUAUAGCUAAAUUAUAAUGUAAUAAAAGAAAAAUUCUAAGUAAUUUGACUAAGAUUAAAUGUAAUUUAGGCAAGAACGAGUCGAGAAUGGGGCGGGUUAGGGCAUAUCGAGUCGAUGAGAGUACUAAUGUCUGUCCCACCCCAAACAGGCCAAACAAAUCGGGUAAAACGGGUCAGGUCGAAAUUGCCAAAUGAUAAAUUUAUGCACGGAUGUCUCUUCUUCAGUAACCAUGUCAUUCAUUACGCUGUAUUGCACAAGAAAAAAAAUCACUAAACACAAAUGAUAAAACUCACACGACUUUGUGCUUAGUUUCUCAUACAAAUCCUCCCAAUCGGCUACAAAUUUGUGAUUUCGAUCCUUUCUGCGAAGUGGGAUUUAUAAUGUUCUGGUUGUUUGGUAUUACGUCCGUUAGAAAAACUGAGAAGAGCGGAAAAUGCUUAGAGAAGAAGCUAGUUUUUGGGUAAAAGGAUGGCUAACACCUUUUCUAGGGAUCUAAUCGCCAUGCCAGCAGCUCAAAGCUUCCAAUACCCGCAUUUCUUCUGCUAUAACGUAUCUUCCACUCAAAACCCACACCACACCACACUCUGCCAUCGACUUCCCACCUCACAGUUUGGUAGAUCGGUUCAACACCAUCUCCUUCACUCUUCCUCCUUCCUCCUUCCUUCAUCGCCAUUAACAGAUCUUCCUCCUUUUAUUAACCCCACUUCCCCAUGCCUCCUCUCACCAUCUCUCGUCCACCAUGGCUGGCAUUGCCGUGGUUCCCCGUUCCCUCCACUCUGGGGGUGAUGAUGAUGACCGUGACAACUUACAGCGCCCUCCCACCCGCCACUCGGCUGCUCCCAAGGCGUGCAGAGUCUGCGGGGAUGAAAUUGGGGUGAAGGAAGAUGGAGCCCCAUUUGUGGCCUGUCACGUUUGCGGGUUCCCCGUUUGCAGGCCUUGUUAUGAGUACGAGAGAAGUGAUGGCAACCAGUGCUGCCCUCAGUGCAACACUCGCUAUAAGCGCCACAGAGGUUCUCCGAGGGUACCUGGAGAUCACGAGGAUGAUGAUUUUCAUGGUGCAGAUGAUUUUGAUGAUGAGUUUCCGAUUAAGCAUCAUAAUCAGGAGGAGUCCAAUCACCAAGAUGUGGAUGCUCAUUCUGAAAAUAGGGACUACGUUCAACCACAGCUGCACACAGGAGGCCCUGCUUUCUCUUCCACUGGAAGUGUCGCUGGUAAGGAUCUUGAAGCAGAAAGAGAAGCUUAUAGCAAUGCAGAAUGGACAGAGAGAGUGGAGAAGUGGAAGAUGCGACAGGAAAAGAGAGGUCUUGUCAGCAAGGACGAUGGAGGAGGAAAUGAUCAAGGAGAAGAAGAUGAAUACUUAAUGGCUGAAGCAAGGCAACCACUCUGGCGAAAGGUGCCAAUGCCCUCAAGCAGAGUGAACCCAUACCGCAUUGUCAUCAUCCUCAGGCUUAUCAUUCUUUGCUUCUUUUUCCGUUUCCGCAUCUUAACUCCAGCCUAUGAUGCAAUGCCACUAUGGGGCAUCUCUGUGGUCUGCGAGAUAUGGUUUGCCUUGUCUUGGAUCCUUGAUCAGUUCCCAAAAUGGUUCCCGAUCAAUCGGGAAACUUACCUUGAUCGUCUUUCUCUGAGGUUUGAAAGAGAGGGGGAACCAAACAAGUUAGCCCCGGUUGAUUUCUUUGUCAGCACAGUGGACCCUCUCAAGGAACCACCAAUCAUAACUGCUAACACGGUUCUUUCCAUCCUGGCAGUCGAUUAUCCGGUUGAUAAAGUCAGCUGCUAUGUCUCUGAUGAUGGUGCUUCAAUGCUUCUCUUUGACACACUGUCAGAAACAGCUGAAUUUGCUAGGAGGUGGGUCCCAUUUUGCAAGAAACACAAUGUUGAGCCAAGAGCUCCAGAGUUCUAUUUCUCUCAGAAGAUUGAUUAUUUGAAAGAUAAGGUUCAUCCGAACUUUGUGAAGGAGCGGAGGGCGAUGAAAAGAGAGUAUGAAGAGUUCAAGGUGACAAUUAAUGCACUGGUCGCCAAAGCUCAGAAGAAGCCUGAAGAAGGAUGGGUGAUGCAGGAUGGCACCCCCUGGCCUGGAAACAAUACCCGUGAUCAUCCUGGAAUGAUUCAGGUUUAUCUUGGAAGUGAAGGCGCACUUGAUGUCGAAGGCAAGGAGCUUCCCCGGCUUGUCUAUGUUUCACGUGAGAAGAGACCAGGCUAUUCGCACCACAAGAAAGCUGGUGCCAUGAAUGCGCUGAUCCGAGUCUCUGCAGUCCUCACCAAUGCACCUUUCAUGUUGAAUUUGGAUUGUGAUCAUUAUCUUAACAACUGCAAAGCUGCAAGGGAGGCAAUGUGCUUUUUGAUGGAUCCCCAGUUUGGAAAGAAGCUUUGUUAUGUUCAGUUCCCUCAGAGGUUCGAUGGCAUUGAUCGCCACGAUAGAUAUGCUAACAGAAAUGUGGUAUUCUUUGAUAUUAACAUGAAAGGCUUGGAUGGGAUCCAAGGGCCGGUUUAUGUAGGGACUGGAUGUGUCUUCAACAGGCAAGCUCUGUACGGCUAUGAUCCACCAGUGUCUGAAAAGCGGCCCAAAAUGACAUGCGAUUGCUGGCCUUCAUGGUGCUGCUGUUGCUUUGGUCGUUCAAGGAAAACUAAAUCUAAGAAGAAGGGACAGAGAAGCCUGCUCGGAGGACUUCUUCCAAAGAAGAAGAAAAUGGCAGGGAAGCACUACAGCAGGAAAGGUUCCAUCCCGGCUUUUGAACUUGAAGAGAUCGAAGAAGGACUUGAAGGCUAUGAAGAGUUGGAGAAAUCUUCACUUAUGUCUCAAAAGAACUUUGAGAAACGGUUUGGUCAAUCCCCGGUUUUCAUCGCCUCGACCUUGAUGGAAGAAGGUGGGUUGCCUGAGGGAACAACUUCUUCAUCUCUCAUCAAGGAGGCCAUCCAUGUCAUAAGUUGUGGGUAUGAAGAGAAAACUGAAUGGGGCAAAGAGGUUGGUUGGAUCUAUGGUUCUGUUACGGAGGAUAUCCUGACAGGGUUCAAGAUGCACUGCCGAGGAUGGAAGUCAGUUUACUGCUGUCCUGAGAGAGCAGCUUUUAGGGGAUCAGCUCCCAUUAACUUGUCGGAUCGGCUGCACCAAGUUCUGAGAUGGGCUCUGGGAUCUAUCGAAAUUUUCAUGAGUCACCACUGCCCUCUCUGGUAUGGCUGGGGAGGCAAGCUGAAAUUCCUUCAGAGGCUUGCUUACAUCAACACCGUCGUUUAUCCUUUCACUUCGAUUCCUUUACUUGCCUACUGCACCAUUCCUGCAGUCUGUCUUCUGACUGGAAAAUUCAUCAUCCCAACGAUCAGCAAUCUUGCUAGCAUAUGGUUCUUGGCGCUUUUCCUCUCCAUCAUAGCAACCAGUGUCCUGGAGCUGCGUUGGAGCGGGGUGUCCAUCGAAGACCUGUGGCGCAAUGAGCAGUUCUGGGUCAUCGGUGGAGUCUCGGCCCAUCUCUUUGCUGUCUUUCAAGGCCUUCUCAAGGUGCUAGGGGGAGUUGACACGAACUUCACCGUCACAUCAAAAGCAGCCGAUGAUACGGAGUUUGGAGAUCUGUACAUAUUCAAAUGGACUACCCUUCUCAUCCCGCCAACCACACUCAUCAUCCUCAACCUGGUAGGGGUUGUUGCAGGAGUGUCUGAUGCAAUCAACAAUGGGUACGGAUCAUGGGGACCUUUGUUCGGGAAGCUCUUCUUCGCCUUCUGGGUCAUUGUCCAUCUCUACCCUUUCCUCAAAGGUCUGAUGGGAAGGCAAAACAGGACUCCUACCAUAGUUGUCCUGUGGUCCAUUCUCCUGGCUUCAAUUUUCUCGUUGGUUUGGGUCAGGAUUGAUCCCUUCUUGCCCAAGCAAACUGGUCCAAUUCUUAAGCAAUGUGGGGUCGAGUGCUAGGCACUGUUUCCUCCACAAUACUUUUCUGGUUUCUUCUCUGACCAUUAGACAUCUUCCAUCAGUUGGCGAGGAGGCCUGUUUUUGUUGGUUUUUUGGGUUUCAAAUGUUCUUCAGGUCAUGAGAUAGAGUUGAAGUUUGAAGAUUGUAAAAUGAAGAUUGAGAUACGUAUAUGUAUGUAUGUAUGUUAUUCAUCAGCGAACAUUGCCUCCUUAUGUAGAGUUUGAGUUUUUUGGUCUUGGAAAAUGGUCUCUUGUUUUCAACUGCCUACCACUAGCUGCCUUUCUCAGCUCUGAAACCAAAAGAGGGCAAAAAGAAUAUAGGGAUGGGAUCAGAAUAGGAAGGGGCUUCCAUUGGCGGGAUGAGGAUUCAUGAAAAUUAACAAAAACCAGAGGAACCCCUCUCUCGCGUCAAUCCAACAAUGUGAAGGUUACAUGUGAUUGUGAAAGGGAAUAAACUAAUACGUGAGGAACAUAGACUAAAAAAAUCGUAGGCUUAAUUCUCAUGUGAUGAAAAAAAGUAACAGUUGACAAAAAUCAAUCAUGGUAUAAGAGAUUCCACGAAUAGGAACAUCUAAGUAUCUUAAUAAGAAUUGAGAGAACGC
Molecule: messenger RNA, 5133 nt
Organism: Linum trigynum
Lineage: Eukaryota; Viridiplantae; Streptophyta; Magnoliopsida; Malpighiales; Linaceae
Source: the annotation of a GenBank genome assembly